This is a messenger RNA of Hirsutella rhossiliensis, 666 nucleotides long. RefSeq names its product DDE superfamily endonuclease domain-containing protein. NCBI's taxonomy places the organism in Eukaryota, Fungi, Ascomycota, Sordariomycetes, Hypocreales, Ophiocordycipitaceae. Gene Ontology annotation, molecular function: nucleic acid binding. The coding region runs from base 1 to 666 and encodes 221 amino acids. The record is from RefSeq and is a predicted model, not a curated record. The transcript is spliced from 5 exons.
AUGGGUCUUGUCGAUGGACGAGCGAGGAUGCCGCCGACAGUGGUCUACACUCGCCGCAUGGCCAACUUGUUGCUUUCGGAGCGCGGCCAAGAAACUGUCGGCGAAAAUUGGAUGAUGCAAGAAUGGUACGAUCGGGUGGCAAUGGCGAAACAGAAAUGGGGGAUUCUUGAUGAGGAUGUCUACAACUUCGAUGAGACGGGUUUUCAAAUGGGAGUCAUUGCGACAGCAAGACCAGGAAAUCGAGAAUGGGUUACCGUAAUUGAAUCUAUUAAUUGCCAAGGUUGGGCUUUGCCGGCGAUGGUCAUCUUCCAGGGCAAGGUGCACCAAGCAAGCUGGUACGAGGCAGAUGUGCCCAAGGACUGGCAGAUUGCCGUGAGCGACAAAGGUUGGACUUCCGACGACCUUGGAUUGUAUUGCCAUGUUACGCCGGAGUUCGACAACCUCUGGAUGUCGGGUGCUUUCGCCUUUGAAAACGAUAUAUGGGCGGAAUGUUCAAGAGAAGAUGCUCGCAGGGUCAACCACAUCGAUAAAGAGGACUUCCUGCUUCUGUACAUCGAGGCCCGCCGACAAGCGCUCUCCCGUCGAACAUCCGAAGUGGAUUCAUGGCCACAGGCCUUUCCCAUUCAAUCCGACCCGGGUUCUGUCACGGUUACUAGUUCAGGUUGA